CCCGCGCGGCUCGAGAGCCCGCACCGGCGCCCCCUCUCCGCGGCCGGGGCGCGCUCGCCAGCGGUGGCCCCGCGCCAUGGCGCCCCGCGGCAGGGCCGGGGCGGGGCGCAAGGCCGCGCUGCUGGCGCUCGCCGCGCCUGCGGCGCUGCGGGCCUGGCUGCGGGAGCCGGCCGGCGCGACGGCCGACCUGGCAUUCUUCGCGGCGGAGCCGGCUCCCGCGCCGGAGAUCCCCCCCCGAAGCCCCCGAAGCCCGCGUUCACCCUCCGUGUGUGCGGCAAGUGCAUCGAGCGGAAGGCCGGAGGGGGCUACAACCCUGGCGUGGUGCUCCGGGAGAUGCAGGCCGGCGCCCAGUCCGCGGGCUGGCCCGCGCCGGAGGUGGAGCUGGGGAAGUGCACCGGCAAUUGCGAGUUCGGUCCCACGGUGCGCCUCGUCAAGGGCGAGUACUCCAUACCCGUCGUAGUCGACGACAUGGACGAGCAGGAGAAGGACCAUGCCCAUCAGGUGACGUCGGACAUGGACGCUCAGCGCGCCUUCGGCUUGGCCAGCCGCCACAUCAUGAGCGCGAAGGACGACGAGGACGAGGAGGAGCCGGAGCCGGCCCUGAACUGA
Prorocentrum cordatum is the source of this 609-nucleotide messenger RNA. The record is from the annotation of a GenBank genome assembly. NCBI's taxonomy places the organism in Eukaryota, Dinophyceae, Prorocentrales, Prorocentraceae.